AUGGCGGCCGUACGGGGCCUGCGAGUGUCGGUGAAGGCAGAGGCCCCGGCGGGGCCGGCUCUAGGGCUCCCGUCGCCUGAAGCAGACUCCGGUUUGGAGCGUGGCGAGCCGGAGCCCAUGGAGGUGGAGGAGGGCGAGCUGGAGAUUGUGCCGGUGCGGCGCUCGCUGAAAGAACUGAUCCCGGACACAAGCAGAAGAUAUGAAAACAAGGCUGGCAGCUUCAUCACUGGAAUUGAUGUCACCUCCAAGGAAGCAAUUGAAAAGAAAGAACAGCGAGCCAAGCGCUUCCAUUUUCGAUCAGAAGUAAAUCUUGCCCAAAGAAAUGUAGCCUUGGACCGAGACAUGAUGAAGAAAGCAAUCCCCAAAGUGAGACUGGAGACAAUCUACAUUUGUGGAGUAGAUGAGAUGAGUACUCAGGAUAUCUUUUCCUAUUUUAAAGAAUAUCCUCCUGCUCACAUUGAAUGGCUGGAUGAUACCUCCUGUAAUGUGGUUUGGCUGGAUGAAAUGACAGCCACACGAGCCCUUAUCAAUAUGAGCUCUCUGCCAGCCCUGGACAAGAUAAGAAGCAGGGAUGUCAAUGAGGACAGGUCAUCGGAGAAAAGUAAAAAAGAUAAGCAGGAAGACAGUUCAGAUGAUGACGAGGCUGAAGAAGGAGAAGUUGAAGAUGAGAACUCAAGUGAUACAGAGUUGGACACAUUGUCUCAAGUAGAAGAAGAGUCUCUGCUAAGAAAUGAUCUUCGUCCAGCUAACAAACUUGCUAAAGGAAAUAGGUUAUUCAUGAGAUUUGCUACAAAAGAUGACAAAAAGGAACUUGGAGCAGCCAGAAGAAGUCAGUAUUACAUGAAAUAUGGGAAUCCAAAUUACGGAGGCAUGAAAGGAAUUCUUAGUAAUUCUUGGAAGCGAAGAUAUCAUUCCCGUCGCAUUCAGCGGGAUGUGAUCAAGAAGAGAGCCCUGAUUGGGGAUGACGUUGGCUUGACGUCCUAUAAACACCGACAUUCCGGACUAGUAAAUGUUCCAGAGGAACCCAUUGAAGAGGAAGAAGAGGAGGAGGCAGAGGAAGACCAGGACAUGGAUGCAGAUGACAGGGUGGUGGUGGAGUACCACGAGGAGCUGCCAGCUCUCAAGCAGCCCCGGGAGCGGAGCACCUCUGGGCAGUCCAGUGCCAGUAGUUCAGACUCUGAUGAAAUGGACUAUGACCUAGAAUUGAAAAUGAUUUCCACUCCUUCACCAAAGAAGAGCAUGAAAAUGACCAUGUAUGCUGAUGAAGUGGAAUCCCAGUUGAAAAAUAUUAGGAACUCCAUGAGGGCAGAUACUAUAUCCACAAGCAAUAUCAAAAACCGAAUUGGUAACAAAUUACCAACUGAGAAAUUUGUAGAUGUCCGACAUCUGUUAGAUGAAAAACGUCAGCACACAUGUCCACGGCCACCAGGCAGCAAUACUAAGUCAGAUAUACGCCAGCGGUUAGGAAAAAGACCAUAUUCUCCAGAAAAGGCUUUUGGUAGUAACCCAGUCUUUCGGAGAGAGCCUUUUUCUGAUGUACAUAGUAGGCUGGGUGUUCCCAGGCAAGAUGUUAAAGGCCUCUACUCUGAUACUCGGGAGAAGAAAUCAGGUAGUUUAUGGACGCGCUUAGGAUCUGCACCCAAGACCAAAGAAAAGAACACGAAGAAGGUGGAUCACAGGGCGCCAGGCACUGAGGAAGAUGACUCUGAGCUGCAAAGGGCAUGGGGGGCUCUGAUAAAGGAGAAAGAACAGUCUCGCCAAAAGAAGAGCCGGUUAGAUAACUUACCAUCUCUCCAGAUUGAAGUUAGUCGGGAAAGCAGCUCUGGUUCAGAGGCAGAGUCCUGACGCCCUUGGGGCUAAUGGCAGCUGCACUAAAAUCUGACAUUCUUGUGCAGGGUGGGGUGCACAGUAGGACCCUUCCGCCCCCCCGCAGGAGUUGGCGCCCCCUCCUGCUCUUACACAGUCACCCUCAGCUCUUGCUGCUUCAGCAAGACAUGUUAAGAAUGUGAUGUGUUUUGAAGGGCAUCUGUCUAUAUUUUGCUGCAGAGUAAGAGUUCUGGGCCCUCAAUCCUUUCCCCACUACCCCACAAGCUUUACCCUUUGAGGAAAAGGCAGCCCUCCAGAUUUUGUAGAUGUUUUUCUUAAUAUUUUUAACAUUGUGCUUUUAAAGAAAUGUUUUACACAGUUCAUCCAAAGAGCAGAGAACUGAACUUCUCACUAUUGCCUUGGCCCUGACAGCUGUUACCAGCACCCUUUUCCCAAGAAAAGUCAAUUCCCAGGUGCUUAUUGGACAGCCUUCGAGGGGGAAGAUGAGGGAAGCUGCCAGCUCACCCUUCCAGGACCCUAGUGUGGGGGCCGGAUCUCAUGGACCUGACCUCAGAGGUGCACCAGUGCCGCCCAGGUAGAUAAGAGAUGCAGCAUCGAUCGUGCUUCCGUUCCUCCCUGGGGAUUUCUGUUAGGGGCAUCUUAGCAAUCAGCUUGAAGUGAAGAUCCAAGUUCAGUGCUGUGGGAUUUUUAGGAACAAAAAACUGUGACUUCUGGAUUUGGGGUGGAUUUUUGUGCUAGGGGUGGGGUCAUGGAUUAAUGUUGAACAAUUUUUAAGUCUGUAUUAUGUUUAAAAAUAUUAAUGAUUUAAAAGUUUAAAUUUUUAAUUUUUAUAUGUGAAAGUAUUUCCUGUUGGCUACAAGGGAAGAUCAAGUGGUGUCUUAUGUGUGCUGUUAAAUAUAUAUUAUAUACUUUGGAAGAAGGCAAAGAGAGGAGUCUCAUUAUUUUUAAAUGAUCCUAAUUGUAUAGUCAGUCUGUUGUAUAUAGUGUUCAGCUUGCUUUUUGGCCACUGUAGGAAAAAAAUCCAUCCAUCUGAGAUGGGGUCCUGUUGUUUAUUAUCACUUCAGAAGUGAUACAUUAGUAUUUAUUCUUUCUAUUUCCAAGUUCUGGCACCUGAAGAUAUCUUUAAAACUGGCAAAUAAGAUAAUAGUAAUAGAAAUUUUAGUUUAUUUCUCGUUUACUUCUAAACUUUGAGAUUAUUUUAAAGGCAGUAGAUUACUUUGUCUUACUAUUUGAUCUUUAUUUUGAAGUAUUUAAUGUUCGUAUUCCUCUACAGGCUUAAAAAUAGUGUUUCACUUCAAUUCACUAGAACUUAAGAAUUAGAGAUAGUAAGCCUUUGUCCCUUUGUGAUGUCACAACUCCUCACCUGUCUGGAGUGUUUUAGUACCUGGUGCAGCCCUGGAUUCUAAGGAUCUUUACUUGUGGCAUUGAUAGUUGAUUACAGUGUGGUGUGAAUGCAGAACACUGCUGCUAAGAAAGGAAGGAAAGGGCUGUGGGGCUUGAGAGCCACAGCAGCUGUACUCUACCAUGUUUUGUUGCUGUACCUGCUUUUCAAUCCCUUUAGAAAGAUUAGAGGCUAUUAACUACUGUAUGUUUCCGCCUCCUCAUCGGAUUCUUGGAGAGAGAUGGUUCUCUGCCAGUUGAGACCUAACGUUUCUGAGGUUUCUAGCUUUUUUUGCCCGGUGGAGCAUACAGCUGAGAGCCAGGUUCUUGAGAAGGGCAAGGUCUGGGGAGUUGGUAGAGUGAGAAGGACAAGGACCUGAGAGUCCGAGACCUGGAUGCCAACCCCUGGUUUCUGUUCCAUGGGCCUGGGCCUCUAGUUUUCCCAUCUGGCAAGUGAAUGGGCUGGUACCAGAGCUUCUGACUUUGUUGGUGCAUCUCAGUGGUGUUUUACUCUUCCCGAAGCAAUGGUUGUGGUGGGCUGGCCAGCACCAGUUUCUGUUGCAGGUGUGGGGAGGGUCAAGAAGGGCAUGCAUGAGGUUUGGGGCAGGGAUUGACCUCCAUCCCAUUUCCAUUACAGUCUCUGGGUCUUCUCGUGGGACAGAGAUGUCCUUGUGGUCAGGGUCCUAACUGAUGUGGUCUCAGCAGUGUUCAAAAAAAGCCCUUCUGUGUUUCCCAGUCACGACCUUUUCCACCAGUAGUUUGAGCCCAUCUCUCCCAUGGCCUUAUAGUCCUGGCCAAUCUCCUGCUAGAGAUCAGGGAAGGCUUUCUGAGAAGGUGGUGGUGUGUAGUCAAAACUGGGCCUUUGAUCUUACCAUGAAAAAUGCCCACUUCUGCAGCCUUGUAAUUCUUACAAACACACAGACCCCAGAAAAGUAUCUUUGAAGAUUUUACUUCCCCAAGUUAUUGUUGGCCACCUCCUCUUGCUCUCUGGCCCACACUCAGGCACUCAGAUCUUACAACAUCUUACAUGUGCUCUGAAUGCCCAGGCCCUUUCUUUGGAGUUUGGGAGUGAGGGUAGACAGUCAGGAUGGCCCUAGUGGCAGCUCAGUGUGCCUGGGCGCUCCUUAUGUAUGUGGGCACCAGGGCUACAGACUUUUCUAUAUUCUUCUUAGUCUUUAUGCAUAUGAGAUUGCAAAUACAUUGCUGCUGCUUGAUAGUAAUUGCAGAUACCUCAUUUCUGUUUCCCACUCUCCCUCUUGGGAGAGACACCAGCUACCCAGGAGAACUUGUGGAGCCUGUGACAAGCCCUCCUCUGGCCCCUUUUUUUGUCCCAUGAACUCCUCCCCUUAGUUCAAUCACUGUCUUCUCCCACUUCAUCCCUGUGACAGCUCCUCCCUGAUCUCUGCCCCAUAUCCCAUCCCUCCAUCUCUGUUCUGUGCACUGCAGCUGGGAUGAACUUUUGCUGUUUGCAGCUUUACUGAGCUGUUAUUUACAUAGUGUACAGUUCACUCCUUUCAAGUAUACACUUCAAGGGCACUGGCUGUCUCAGUUGGAGGAGCAUGCGACUCGAUCUCGGGGUUGUGAGUUUGAGCCCCACAUUGGGUAUAGAGGUUACUUAAAAAUAAAAAAUUUUAGGAAAAAAAAGUAUACACGUCAGUGGCUUUUAGUAUAUUCACAGAGUUGUGCAGCCAUCACAUAGUCAAUUUUAGAACAUUUUCAUCACCAAAAACAAACCCUAUAUCCAUUAACAAUCAUUCCCCAGUCCCUCUUCCCUCCUGGCAACCACUACUUUUGGUUUCUGUGGAUUUGCCUUUUUUGAAUGCUCAUGUAAAUGGAAUCAUACACUUUGUGGCGAUUUGUGAUUGGCUUCUUUCACUAAACAUAUUUUUGAGGAUCAUCCGUGUUGUAGCCCGUAUUAGUACUUCUUUUUAUUAAUGAAUAAUAUUCCAUUGUAUCAAUACAGUACAUUUUAUUUACCCAUUCAUCAGUUGAUGGACAUUUGGGUUGUUUCUACUUUUGGCUGAUGUGAAUUAUGCUGCUAUGGAACAUUUAUGUACAAAUGUUUGUGAUCAUGUUUUCAUUACUCUUGGGUUAUAUAUCUAGGGGUGGAAUUGCUGGGUCAUACGGUAACUCUGUUUUAACCUUUUGAAGAACUGCCAGACUAUUCUCCCAAAUGGCUGCAUCAUUUUCCAUUUUCCCCAUUAGUGUAUGAGGGCUCUGGUUUUUCCACGAUCCUCGACAACACUUAUUUCGCAACGUGAAGUGGUAGCUCCUUGUGAUUCUGAUUUGCAUUUCCCUGAUGUAUAAUGAUACUGGGCAUCCUUCCGUGUGCUUCAGAAUGAACUUUCUUAAGAAAGUUAUUCUGUUAUUCUUCUGCUUAAAACCUUUCCAAAGCUUGGAAUAAAUUCCAAACUCCAAUGAUAGCUCACAAGGCUUGUCAAAAUCUAACUUCUGGUAUCUCUGGCCUGUUCUCCCCAACCUCCCCUGCCCUGUGCCCACUAGUUACUUGGACCCAUCUUGAUCUCACCAGCCUUUCACAACUCUGCUCAGUGCUUUUCUUCCCCAGCAGUGACACACUCCCCUGGACCUUUCUCCCUUCUGCCUAAGCCUUGCCUUCUCUUUUCCCUCAUCCUCAUAGACUUAGAGGUGGCUGCCUCCAACUUCCAGAGCCAGGUUAUGGGCCUCUGCUACACAGUGCUGUCAUGAAUGAGACUCUGCUCAUUUCAAGGUUGGGCUAUACAGUCACACCUAAGAUAAAAAUGGAGUGUAAUCAAAAUUCCUCUUGGAAAUCCUGGGGAACAUGCCAUGUUGAAAACCAGCAUCGUGAGAUCCAGCACAGUUGGUUUCUGCCUGUGUGGGAACAGAUCAUAGUUUCUUUGGUUGAGCUCCAGCUGAAGUGGUAGGCCUGCAAUGAAGGCCAUAUUGUGGAAAAAAAAAACCACUUAUUUUUAGGUGUUAAACUCACUCAGGCAAGCAACUCACUUUUGAAGAGGCUCUUGGGAACUGUAACAAGCCACACAAGCUUACCUUAGGUGAGUGGAGGGGCAGGUGAAAUGGCCCAAAUGACUUAAAAUUGUUUUCCUUUCUCCUUGUCAUUUUAAAAAUUUUCUCAGGAGACUAUACCAUUGUGUUUGCCUAAGUGAAAUGUGUGUAUGAUGCCAAAUCUCUGUAACCGCCCCCCAGAGCCAGCACGGCUAUACACUGAAUUGUAAUUCCCUGUUCCUACUUUGUCUUUUUUGCUAGAUUGUAAGCUCCAUGAGAGUAGGCACCAUGUCUGGUUUGUUCAUGGGGGUUUCUCCAGUCUUAGAGCCAUGCCUGGCACCUAGCAGGUUAUCUGUAAACAUGCGGUGAAUGUCUAAAUCCCCCAGCUGCAGGAACAGCUUCGUUCUCUGAGGCCUGGGGUCCUCUUACAGGCUAGUCCUUGUUUUCUGCCUUGUACACACAGUACUUGAUGUUCAUGUUUUAUUUUCCCUUUUAGCCUGUGAGCUCCUAAUGAGCAGGUGUCUUCAUGUUGUUAUCUCUGUAUCCUCCCACCAUGCCAGUCCAGAGUAAGGAGUACUUAAGAAGUGUUUGGUAAAUGAGUGAAUUAUGGUAACAACCCAGCUCUGACUCCUUUGCCUAUAGGCUAGUCGAAAUCUAGCUGACAUUACCAGAUUGAAAAAGAGGAAGAUUAUUCAGAAGUACAUAAACUGUACUUGUAUAAGAAAAAAAUCUCAUUAAUUAGACCUCCAUAAAAUUCAAAUUUUGGUGAUCUGGCCAUAUCUGAGCUGAAGUGUACCUGCUGUAUAAAGAAUUUGCAAGAGAAUCAUGUAGAAUAUUUUUUUUGGAAAGCAUUCAUCUGCCCCAGGAGAGCAGGAAAGGAAGCUGGUAGGUGGAUGAGAGGCCCCAAAGAGGGACUACUGAGCCAGUUCUUAGCUUUGGGUCCUAUGGGAAAGGAAAGUGACAGCAGUCCAAAGAAGGCAAAGAGAAAACUUGUUCAGGCAGCAGCUCUUUUGCCUCCAGUAGCAAUUCCAGCUCUCACUCGAGUGUUCUUAAAGUUAUGCUGCAGUGCAAACGGGCCGUUUGGGUUCACAGUAACAGCGAACCAUGGCUUCACAGAUUAAUUAAUUGCUGUACAAAUCAAUUGGGUAUAUAAGUAUUUGCUUUUAAACUUUAUAUAACAGGAAACAAAUGAAGUUAAAACAUUUUUUUUCCUUUAAGAACUAAAAGGACAGAAUGUUUUUGAUAAUUUUGAGAAUAUCACACUUGCUUCAAGGCAGAUUAUUGCAUAAUCUGACCAACAAAAAUCCAGAACUUUUCUUACAUGUUUAUAAAAUAAAUCUUAGAAGAAAAAAUAUGGUAAGCAUUUUUUUUAAUGAAAUUCUAUGAACAUUUCACAAGAUUUUGAUGUUCCUGGGAGCAAUUAGGGAAAUGCUGGCUCAAAAGCCUAUUUUGGAUUGUGAGGCACUAAAGUGGGAGUUUCCUGUGCUAUAGAUAAAACUCUAGAGUAUGGGUGGUAUUAACCUGCCAAAGUCAAUACCCUGCCCUAGGGUUCUUACCUGUUUUUGCUCGAGCAAUUCUGAGGCCCUCUGUGCAUGACCAGAGUCUUCAGUAGGUGAAACUUUGUGUUAUCUCAAAUUGUCUGUCACCCUCACCUCUGACUGUAGGGUAGUGAAGCUGUAGGUUAGUGAAGCCAAGAGGCCCACAACAUUGGCAGGAGAGGAGACAUGAUCUUCCUGUCCCUUCCUGGCUGUUUGUGUGUUUAAUCAUGUGGUGCCUCCCCUCUUGUCAUUGGCAAGGAUUACUCAGAAAGCCUAUGAGCAGGAGGUUGUACUUUUAGCUCAGGUAGAGUGUCUUUGGGGGAAGGUCAAAUAGAAUGAGACUGGGCCUGAAGCUUGGGGACUCAUUUUUUCUCACAUACAAACUGAACAAGACUGAACAAAUCCCUUCCCCUCUCUGGACCCCAGUUUCCCUGUCUGUCAGACGAAGAGCUCAACUGGGAUGGCCUCCAGGUUUCUUUCUGUUGCUAAUGUGAGUUCUAGGAUCUUUGCUCUACCUUUGCAAAGACCAUUAGGAGCCUAAGUUGCACAGGAAGGAGGUAGGGGCAAGCAAGAGGCCCAAGCCCUUGGACCCUUGGUCCAUAAACCAACCCCUCAGCUACAGAAGAACAAGAGGAUCCUCUCCCUUGCUUCCUCCGCACUAAGCCCACCUUCCCCAACACACGCAUGCAUGCACCAUUCCAUGUUUUAUUUGGGAGGCUUUUUAGGAAGUAGUCCAUUGUAUUAGCAUGGGCUGCCAUAACAAAAUACCAUAGACUGAGUGGCUUAAACACCAGAAAUUUAUUUUCUCACCAUCUAGAGGCUGAAAGGCCAAGAUCAGGAUGGUAGCAUAGUCAGGUUCUAAUGAGGGCUCUCUUCCUGGCUUGCAGACGGCCAUAUUCUCAUAGUGCCCUCACAUGGCCUUUCCUUGGUACGUGCACAUGGGGAGAGAGAUCGCUCUUCCUUUGCUAAGGCCACUAAGCCUAUUGAUUAGGGCCAUACAUUUAUGACCUUAAUUAUCUCCUUUAAGGCCUUUAGACCCUAUCUCCAAAUAAACUCAUGUUGGGGGGUUUAUGGCUUCAACAUACGAAUUUGGCAGGGGGCGGGGCACACAGUUCAGUUCAAGACACCCAGUAUAUGUUUGUGAAAUGAGGUCUCUGCUUUUUAAAAGCUCACAAACUGGGAGAGAUUUAGCCCUAUGGGUAUGAGAGGAGUAGGGUUGUAGUAGUUCAGAGUCCUGGUACUGGAAGAGACAGACCUGUCUUAAGUCCCAACUCUGCCACUUAUUAGCCAUAUGGCCUUAGGCAAGUUACUUAACCUCUCCAGUCCAGUAUUCUCAUCUGGGAAAUCAGGAUAACCAAGUAGGGUGGCUGUUAGGGUCAGAUGAGGGCUUUGCAUGGAAGGCCCUUGGCACUGAGUCUGGCACUCCCUCCUUAGUGCUCAGUCAAUGGUAGUGAUUCCUACCACUCCUCAGAUUGCCCCCAGCUGCCCUUUGCCAGCUCUGUCCUCCAUUGCAGCCCUGUCUCUGUAAGUCCUCAUGCUUCCAAAUGCCCUCUACCCAGCUUCCCAGAACUCAGAAGGCUAGUGGGUAGUUAGAACGUCUUCUAGGCCUACAGGCGAUGAGGCAGGACUGUGGGAACAGCCCCCCAUCCACUGGUGAAUGCAGAUACCAGAGCUUUGGACUCACUCUCAAAACAGAGCCGUUAGUGCUUUGACCUCUUGCUGAACAGGUCAUCUCCAUCCUGUAACUUUUAAGACUUUUUAUUUUGAAAUAAUUUCAAAAUUACAGAGAAGUUUCAAGGAUAGAACAAAGAACAUUUUGCAAUAUUUUAUCAUUCAUUCUUUCCCUCCUACCUUCUGUCCCCCCAUCCCCACCUCUGAAGCAUGAACUAUUUGAGAAUGACUUGCAUACACCUAUCCCUUUACCCUUAAAUAUUUUAGUGUACAUUUCCUAAAUUCUUAGGAAAUAAGGACAGUCUCUCAUAUGACCAUCACAUAGUUCUCAAAUUCAGGAAGUGUAUAAUUUUAUCUGAUCAGCACAGUAGUAUCUAAUCUUUAGUUCAUGUUUCAUUUUUACCAGCUGUCCCAAUGUUUUUUGAAGCUUUUUUUUUUCCUGGUCCAGGAUCACACUGCAUUUUGUUUCCUCUCCUUAGUCUCCUUUAACCUGGAACAAUCCUUUAACCUUUGUCUUAUGGAUAUACUGAUAUUUUUGAAGAGUUCAGCCCAGUUAAAUGUUGUAGAAUGUCCCUCAAGUUGGUCCCUUACCAUUUGUCUAAAACCUGUAUGAGGCUCUGAGCAGAAGCAUUGUUGAACAUAGUCUCGCUCUUUUCUUGGGAUCUUAAAUUUGGAUUUGUGGGGACAGCAGUUACUAUCAGAGGGACAUGCCGGACCUAUGUGUGCUCAUGAUUAGUAUUCUGUCAUGCUGACACCAGCAAGCUUGGAUAAAUACAUCUUUGAGGGAUGCAGGAUGAGUCUGCAUUCUAGAAGUCUCCAAAGAUGCAGAAAUGGCCCUGCACCCUGUCCAGCCUCCAGUCACCAGCUUGGCUUGGCCUCCUGAGGUGCCCUGAAGUUCGUACUCCAGACAUGAAGUCCUGCUCUCAGAAAUCUUGAGCAAGCUGCAGUCCUGGGUUCUAACAUGUCCCUACUGCUGGUCUGUUCUGCUCUGUGGCCUGGGGCUACUCUCUUCCCCCUCUGGGUCAGGGAUGAUGGGGAGAGGAGCUUCUUCUGGCUCUGCCAAGUGCCCCUGGCACUCCAAACAAGUGUGGCGUAGGGGGAAAGUCACUGAGCCCUGGGGUGGUGGGAAAACAGGCCAGGACUCUGGACUAUGACAAGGUUAAGCCAAUUUGGAUGGUCUUUGUUGUGAUCUGGCAGGCAGAUCAUCAAACCUGGAACUUUGUUUCCAGCUGUCAGACAGUGUCCGAAAUGGUGAAUUGUAAUCUCUGUUCAAGCAACCAUAUAGCAUCAGGGAACUAUCACAUUAGCUGUAGGUAUUUUGUCAGACCAAAGCAGACAAUGCAAACAUGUUUUAAGUGUCAUUGAUCUCCACAAGACUUUGGCCAAGCAAGCUUUCAAUGUGAGAAACAAAAUAAAAUUGAUUUUCGUCUUGUCAUUAAGUCAACACCCUUGUCUGCUUUGUUUUAACACUUGCACUAACACUUCAGUGUGCUCUCUCUGGGGAUGCGGACAUUUCAUGUGAGAGACAUAGACUCUCCUGCCUUUUUGAAUGUGAAUUCAUUAAAAUUAAAUACAAUUUAAAAUUCAGGUCCUCAGUUGGCACUGAUAACGUUGCGAGGGCUCAGUAGCCACAUGCAGUGUUGGACAGUGCAGAUCUAGAACACCAUCAUAGUUCUGUUGGACAGCACUGCUGUACACUACAACAGUCGGGGAAGCAGGGACACUUCCU
Zalophus californianus (California sea lion) is the source of this 11127-nucleotide messenger RNA. It is a transcript of the gene NCBP3, whose product is annotated as nuclear cap binding subunit 3. The record is from RefSeq and is a predicted model, not a curated record. The transcript is spliced from 13 exons. Gene Ontology annotation, molecular function: mRNA binding; RNA 7-methylguanosine cap binding. Lineage: Eukaryota; Metazoa; Chordata; Mammalia; Carnivora; Otariidae. Gene Ontology annotation, cellular component: nucleus; cytosol. Bases 1 to 1845 code for a protein of 614 amino acids.